Messenger RNA from Schistocerca serialis cubense, 396 nucleotides. RefSeq names its product putative cyclin-dependent serine/threonine-protein kinase DDB_G0272797/DDB_G0274007. Lineage: Eukaryota; Metazoa; Arthropoda; Insecta; Orthoptera; Acrididae. The transcript is spliced from 3 exons. The coding region runs from base 1 to 396 and encodes 131 amino acids. The record is from RefSeq and is a predicted model, not a curated record.
AUGAGAGGAGAAGCACACCACAUCGUCUCUGUGACCGACGACAAGCUGAAGCAGAAGCAGCAGCAGCAGAAGGCAGGGAAAGAGAGCAAGGCAAAGCUAUUGGAGGACGACGAGAAGCACCAACAGUACAGCAGUACCAAGAGGCAGAAGAGGGAUGAGGGAAAGCAACAGCUUCAGCAGCACCAAGUGCAAGAAGAGGGCAAGGCACAGCCCAUGAAGGUGGGGGAGCAGCAACACCAUCAGCAGAAAGCUGAGGAAGGGGACAGAGUAGAGCUGACAGAGGGCGAGGAGCAGCAGCAGCAAGAUGGGGAAGAUGACAGGGCUUAUCUGACGGAGGAGAAGGAGCAGCGGCAGUGGAAGCAAGUGGACGAAGAGGGCAAGGCGGAGCCGAUGUAG